AAUUCAACUGACGUGUCAAAAAUUACAACUCCUGUGUUUUUUGUGUGGGUAGCUUUUGUUCGAUGAAAUAUAGAAUAAUUAUUCUAGUUCACUUAAUAGUUUUACAACUAAACAUCCCAAUAAUAAAAGAAAACUUGUUAAAGAUUUACCUGAGAAGUAAGUGCAAUGUAUUCUUUUAUUUAAGCUCUAGUGCGUAACGAAAUGUCUUACGCCAGUGGAACAAAUGACCCAAAUGAUUUCUAUGCAAGCGGUGGUGAUCAGUCAUAUAAUUUUGAGGUGCCGGAAUUUGGUCAAGAGUUAAAUUUUCAAACAUUUGAUAACACACAGAGCUCCGUUCCACCGAGUUACGAUGCCAGCUAUGCCGCAAGUAAUCAAGGGCUAAGUGGUUUCUAUGAUCCAAAUGCAUAUGUAAAUCAGUCGUACGACCAGGAUUCAGGUUUCAAACCAGGUGGCACCGGAGCUGACUUCGACGAUGAGCCACCUUUGUUGGAAGAACUGGGAAUUAAUCCACAGCAUAUUUUUCUUAAGACUCUGGCUGUCUUGAAUCCCAUGCGCGCCACAGAUCAAACCAUACUACAGGAUACUGAUAUGGCCGGACCAUUGGUCUUUUGCCUGGCUCUAGGUGGCUUUCUACUCUUGAGCGGCAAAGUAACAUUUUCGUACAUUUAUGGCAUUGGUGUGAUGGGCUGUAUCGCCUUCUAUUGUCUGCUAUCGCUGAUGGCAACACAGGCGCAAGUAACAUUCGGUGCUGUGGUCUCCGUGCUUGGCUAUUGCUUGUUACCCAUGGUUAUGCUGUCCGGCAUUAAUGUUUUAAUCACCAUACAGGGUACAUUGGGACUUAUUAUUGCUGGUGUGGCGAUAAUGUGGUGUGCCAUGUCUGCUUCGAAACUGUUCGUGACGGCCUACUCGAUGGACCAUCAACAAGUACUGAUUGCGUAUCCAUGCGCGCUUUUGUAUGGAGUUUUUGCGUUGAUUACAAUAUUUUAAAUA
This is a messenger RNA of Rhagoletis zephyria (snowberry fruit fly), 990 nucleotides long. It is a transcript of the gene Yip1d1, whose product is annotated as Yip1 domain-containing 1. Gene Ontology annotation, cellular component: membrane; trans-Golgi network. The record is from RefSeq and is a predicted model, not a curated record. Lineage: Eukaryota; Metazoa; Arthropoda; Insecta; Diptera; Tephritidae. Gene Ontology annotation, biological process: vesicle fusion with Golgi apparatus; endoplasmic reticulum to Golgi vesicle-mediated transport.